AUGCGCCGCAACAGUGGAACGAAUAACAAACCGCCGCGCACCACCACAACCAUCACAUCAGCCUCCCCACCCCAGGAAGGACAGCAGCAACAACAACAACAUGAAGAAGAAGAAGGCCCCGUCCUCGCCCGAACCGACCUACCCAAAGACCCUCUACCCUCCAUUACCAUCUCCUCCGCCGCAUCCGCCGGGCUCACCCUCUCCCGCCCAACCACCGCCAACAGCGACCCCUACGCCUCCGGCAGCGAAUCCGACGACAAACUUGGCCUCACCGCCGACAACGUCGCGGCCGCCGCAGCCGCAGCCAACGCCGUGGCGGCCUCCUUCCUAGAGCGCGACCGGGCGCUGGAGCGGGAACUGGGGCUCGACUUGUCCGUGGGCUAUCCGGCGUCGGUGACGAGUUCGGUGAGGGACCAUGAGUUUGAGGGGGGCAUGCGGUAUCAUGCGUAUCAUUCGGGGCGGUAUGCGUUUCCGAAUGAUGAGACGGAGCAGAAUCGGGAUGAUAUGAAACAUACGGUUAUGUUGAUGCUGUGUCGGGGGGCGUAUUUUUAUUCACCGGUGCGGGAGGUGUUGGAAAAAGGGGGGGAGGUGUUGGAUUUGGGAACCGGGACAGGAAUCUGGGCCAUGGAACUGGGCGAUAUGUACCCCAACGCCACAUUUACUGGGAUCGACCUGUCCCCGAUACAGCCGACCUAUGUGCCUGAAAAUGUGCACUUUUUCGUCGACGACUUUGAGGAAGAAUGGGUCGACCCCGAGGACAAAUACGACCUCAUUCAUAUCCGUCAAGCUCUACACUCGGUCAGGGAUCCCAAGCGUCUUGUCGAGCGAGCCUUUCGUCACCUCAAACCCGGCGCCUACUUCGAAGCCCAAGAACUCAACGCCUUCCCCGAAGCCGACGACGGCUCCCUCACCCCCGACACCCCCUACGCCUUCCGCGACUACCUCAAAUUCCUCAACGCCGGUCUCCAACAGUUUACCGGCUCGCAAGCCCACGCCGUCGUCAACCUGCCAGAACAGCUCAAAGCCGCCGGCUUCGAAGACGUCUGUGUCACCACGCACAAGUGCCCCAUCGGGGUCUGGCCGCGCGAUAAGCGGCUGCGGUGCUGCGGCCUGUUUCUGCGCGCGUCGCUGAUGGAUGGUCUGAAGGGGCUGAGCUGGCGGCCGCUGACGGCGAUUGGCUGGACGCCGUUGCAGAUUGAGAUUUUUCUCGUGGAGGUUAGGAAGGCGAUUAUGAACCCGGAUAUUCAUGCAUAUGUUAGGAUGCAUGUCGUCCGGGGGCGGAAGCCGAUGCAGUGA
Molecule: messenger RNA, 1296 nt
Organism: Dichotomopilus funicola
Lineage: Eukaryota; Fungi; Ascomycota; Sordariomycetes; Sordariales; Chaetomiaceae
Product: S-adenosyl-L-methionine-dependent methyltransferase
Exons: 4
Coding region: 1-1296 (431 amino acids)
Molecular function (GO): methyltransferase activity
Source: RefSeq, a predicted model, not a curated record